Acanthocheilonema viteae is the source of this 498-nucleotide messenger RNA. The record is from the annotation of a GenBank genome assembly. Lineage: Eukaryota; Metazoa; Nematoda; Chromadorea; Rhabditida; Onchocercidae.
AUGAUUGGCGGAUAUUUGUCAUUUCGUUACGGUCCAAAAUUAGUCAUCGGUUUUGCCAUUUUAAUAAGCACAUUGCUAACAUUCAUUUCACCAUUUGCUGCUAAUACAAACGUUUAUUUUUUUAUGAUUGUACGUAUUAUUAUUGGAUUAUCACAGGGAUUAGUAUAUCCAUCGUUGCACUCAUUGUUAGCUCGUUGGACACCGCCAAAAGAGACAACUGUUUUGUGUAGUAUAGCAUAUUCCGGUAAUCAAAUAGGUAAUGUAUUAGUCAUGUCCAUAUCAGCUAUAUUAUGCAAAUAUGGCUUUGCUGGAGGAUGGCCAUCAUUGUACUAUGUAAUAGUGGUAAUACCGUGGCUUCAAAUGUUGACCUCGGCACCAGUCUGGGCUAAUUUUGCAGCUCAUUGGGCCAAUGAUUUUGGUGUGUACAUGUUAACAACAUGUUUGCCAACAUUUCUAAACGAUGUUCGCGGAAUGCAAAUUACAUCUGUUAUUAUUUAA